AAUUCCGUUUGCUGCCGGAUGAUGAGCACAAAGAAAGGCGGGACAUUACUGUCGUUAUAUUUAUUGUUUGUGUGACUGGAGUCGCUUAUCGAACUGUUGCAAAAAAUAUUUAAUUAAAUAUUUUUCAAAUAUACAUUCCUGUAUCGUAUGCAGGUGGAAUUUAAAAUACAAAUUUCAAACUUUGGUUUAGUUUCAAAGAGAUAUCGGUUAAACAGGCUAACAGUUUCAUUGAGAAACAUCCCUGGAUCUGUUGACAGCCAAGUCUAUAGCUUGGUUUGUUAUUAAACUAUGGCAAUUGCACACGUUGCCACGGAAUAUGUUUUUUCAGAUUUUUUGCUCAAAGAACCAUCGGAGACAAAGUACAAAGGAGUGCGUCUAGAUUUGGCUGUGGAUAAAAUAGUCACGUUUAUUGCGGUCGGGUUGCCUUUGUUGCUUAUUUCUCUCGCGUUUGCUCAGGAGGUGUCAGUAGGAACACAGAUCACCUGCUUCUCUCCCACCAACUUCUCCUGGCGCCAGGCGGCCUAUGUGGACUCCUUCUGCUGGGCAGCUGUGCAGCGGCAGGACCUGUCCGGCGAUGAGAACGACCACGCUCCGCUCUGGCUGCACAAGUUCUUCCCUUACAUCCUUCUGCUGGUGGCCAUCCUCAUGUACAUCCCUGCCUUGUUCUGGCGUUUCACCGCCGCACCUCAUCUCUUCUCUGACCUGACCUUCAUCAUGGAGGAGCUGGACCGCUCUUACAACCGAGCCAUAAAGCUGGCCAAGAGCCUGGCGUCCAACCUGGACACCAGUGAUGCCCCUGCAGACUCCCAAAGCAGUGUCUUGGACCUGGCAGAAGGGUGCUUCAAGUACCCCUUAGUGGAGCAGUACCUCAAGACCAAGAGGGGCUCCCGAGGCCUUGUCAUCAAGUAUCUCAUCUGUCGAAGUCUGACUCUGGUCACCCUCCUGCUCGCCUGCCUUUACCUGGGCUACUACAUCAACCUGGCAUCCGUCACGGACGAAUUCACCUGCAACAUUCGCACGGGCAUCCUCCAUAACAUGACGUCCAUCCCUGCCGCCAUGCAGUGCAAGCUGGUGGCCGUGGGCGUCUUCCAGCUGCUCAGCUACAUCAACCUGGUGGUCUACGCCCUGCUGGCGCCUGUCAUCGCGUACACUGCCCUCGUACCCGUGAGGCAGAGCACCGCCUUCCUCAGACCCUACGAGGCGCUGCCGACGUUCAGUAUCCUGGACCUGACCACCUCCCUCUACGAUGACCUCAGCAUCUACCUCCUCUUCCUGGAAGAGAAUCUGAGCGAACUGAAGUCCUACAGGUGCCUGCAGGUGCUGCAGCUGAUCCAGGAGAGCGGAGGUGAGGCCCUGGACACCAUGUGCCUGCUUCGCACUCUGGGCCAGGUCAAGACGGAUGUUGUGGAUGGGAAGACUGGGGCCUCACUGAAAGCAGAAGCCGGGGAGCAGGACAGCUCCAUGGAGCUAAAAGACGUCUCCACCCUUUUACUGGAGGAUGGAAAAAACAAAGGCGGGAAAUGCUGUGACGAGAAGGCGGUGCGCCAAAGAGUGAUCUAACUGUCCCCGGGUUACGCCAGUUGCCAUGACGACAUGACAGGCUGAACUCCACAUCAGAUGAAAGAUGGUUUGUGUGGGAAGUUGCUGAUCCAGGAUGGGAGACAUUAGAGGACAUUUGUAGUUGAACCUCUACUGUUUUCUUUAAGCAAUAAUGGGCUUAAAUGCUGCAGCCUCAUGGAAGUGUAUCACCACUGUAUCCACCAUUCUCUAUAUAUGGCAUAAUUAUGCUUUUAUUAAUGCCAGUCCUUACAUUUUUCAAGGGUGAUAUUAGGCAUAUUGUAUUUGCCUGUUUUUAGGAUGGGGGUGUUGCUGGAUAUUUAUUAGAAUUGGCAAGGGCAGGCGAGAGAUUUGAUGCAGUCUGUAGGGUGCCUGAAUCUCAAGCCAUAUGCCAGUCGCUGGUCCCUCCUAUGUGUUACCCUUUCUUCCUGCUUGAAUAAAGAAAAAAAAAAAAACAUGAAAGAAGGCCUGUCCACUCUCCUUUAAAAAAUUGGUGGACAAGGCCAAUAAAGAGUUUAAAAAGAGACCGGUUAAAUGCACUGAAGCCUAACAAUACAUAUAUUCUGUCUGUAAUUUCUGUCCAUAGUUUGUGCAAUUAAUUGUUUACAUGAAAGUGUUGAAUAUAUUUCAGAAACACUGGCUUGUAACUGAGCAUAGAUCUUAUAUUUAAAUUGUUAUUGACGAGGUUACCAGUAUUUUUGUUUUUAAAAUGCACUGCAGUAGUAUCUUACGGCAGCCACACAUUCAGGUGUUCACGGAACUGUCUUUGCAAGGUUAAAUGCAUUGGAAUCCAAGCCAUUUUCUUCCUCAUAAUAGCUUGGCACUUUUGCAUUACUGUAGUCCAUGCACGGUAUGUAUUUAUUGUGUCUUAGGAAAAUUCAUAGUCUGAAUUCUAUAAUUGUUUCAGAAAGCUGAAUGUUUACAUGUACAGCAUAGUGUUUUGUUUUUUGUAUUUAUUUUAUUAAAUGUUAUAGAAAACCUGCUGAAGAUUGUUAGUAAUUAGACUUUCCCUGUCCUUUUUUUGGUGGUAACCCAGGUAAUAGAAGUCUAUUUUUUGUUCAAUUAAACCCCGAGCUCUUUCAUAGAGAGAUAUUUAAAGAUACCCUCCACUCAAAAAAUUUCUUUUUUUAGAUGGUUAACUCCUCUUGGAAGCAUGAAUUUCACUAUACAGGUAGAUUUUUGUGCAGAACUUGUCACCAGAGCGCCUUUUCCACAUUCUUCACCUGUAGAGAGCAUCUCCAUACCUCCCUGAAAUCUGAGUUGGAAACGUGCACGUAUGAGCAAAAUUUGUGACGUCACAAAUAUUUCAAACCUAUCAAGCAAAGAUAUGCAAAGAUAUGCUAAUUCCAGGAGAGUGAUGUGGUAAACUGAAAGGCUGACUAGUUAGUGACACCGUUGGUGGAUUGAACAUGACAUUCCACUUGUUACCAAAGGAGCCCAUUCUUAAACAAAAACAGGUGGAAUUUGUUUUUUUUUAAAUCACGUGGUUGUAUCUGCCAGCAUAGAGGGAAUCCAUGUUCUUAGUGCACAUUUUACAGUUUAACUGCUUCCAGAAGUCAGUGGCUUUUUGCAAAAAAAUUGAUUUUUAAUCCAGAUGCUGUGCCUACUAUAUAUCCCAGAACCAAAGCAGCAAGCAUUGCCAAUUUGCAUAUUCAUAGAUUCGGGUAUUCUCAAUGAGGGUGAAAGUGUAGAGAUGAUUCUAUGCCAUUUUCAGCAGUUUUUUUAAUGAAAAAAAAAAACCCAUAUUAAACAAAUUAUUAUUCAAUAUAGAAUAUUUUUAACAUUUUAAAAUACAUCUGGAGGGGUACUUUAAAACAAUUAUUUUACUCCAUAUUUAGCUGGGCCCUGCUGUUUUUGAUAUUCUGAAAUAACUUCUUGGCUUGGGCCAGAAAUAAAUCUGAACCAAGGAAAUUUUUAAUUCAUCCAGCUUGCAACACACUUGGGUGUUAUAUGGUAUAUACCGUAAUGAAGUGCAAAAAAAUACUUACUAAAUACUGUUUGGUCACUGAAAAAGGUUAUGUCAAGUUGGUUGAACUAUUUAUUUUAAAGGAAAUAUGUUCAAUAAACCUUUUAAAUAUAGUGUUUGGAAAAAAAGGUUUGUAAAUUGUAAAAUUGUAUUUAUUAUUUCUGAAUUACAUGAGACAAACAUUUUCACUGCUAAAGGGCUGUUUGACUGUUUUAUACUUCAUUUUACAUUUUCACAGAUCAGGUCAAUUUUACCUGUAACAUAAUGGAUGUAAUAAUUUUCAACAUAGUUAAAAAUAUGUAGUCUACUUCCAAGGCCUGUUUCUAGAAAAACCAUGACCUCACAGAAAGUGAAAGUAAGAAUGUGUAUCUUGUAUAAACAAUGGAUGAGAACACAAACAUGCCUACUUGUAUUUUUAAAGAUAAAGGAAUAUUUUCUCUAUUGUGCCAUUGAUUAAAUAGCAUUUUCCUCACAAGGCUGGCUCUGCAUUCUAUCAUGGUUCAAAGAUAAUUACAAAAAAAACCAAAAUGUGCUCAAAAAGAUUUUGUGCUUAAAAACUCUUUUGUUUAAGCUACUUAAGUUACAAGAACAGUGAACCACUUGGGAAGAGAGAAUUGGAAAACUGCAUUAACACGUAUCUUACCCUCAGGAAUGCCGACUAGACUGAGAUUGUUCCUAUACUACAUUUCUUCCAAAUUAGCCAAAUUGUGUUCAAGGUUUACAAUUCAAGUAGACUGUUCUCCUAAUUCUCCUUGAGCAAAUGAGAGGCCCUUGGGCAUCCAUCUUCAAAUUGAUAGUCAUGGCCCUUCAUUCCUGUAAUUAUUAUUUGGCAUUUCAAGGUAUGUGUUGUUGUCUUUGUGUACUCUGCAACGUUUGCAAUUGUUAAUUAUAAUUAAUAAUUAUAAUUAAUAUUCCCAUGGUUCCCCUGAUGCUCCAGACUAUGUACUACUGAACAAGAUGAGGAAUGAAAAGGAACUGAUCAGGAAUGUUUCCCUCCUGUGUGACUGUUCCGGUUCUCAGUGGAACUCAUUCAAUCAAUAUUGUCAGGCGCUUGCAUAACAGCUAAUGGCACGGUGACAUUUCAGACUUGGGUUCAGUUUUGCUUCGUAAUGUAAUUAUAUAAUCGUGUCCCUAAACUGUGGGCAGUCAGUUAAAAACAAAGACUGGGAUUUGUGCUUUUGCCUGUAAUCUCUUUUAUGCUUUUUUACAUUUUAAUUGGCAACAUAUUCAUGAUGUUCCAGUUUUCCCCAAUUUUUAAAUACCUCAGUGCUUUAGGCUUAACGCUAUCUGAUUUGUAUGUUAAUGUUUCAAUAAUGAACAAUUGAAACAUUUUGAUCAUGUAUUUUGAGCAUGCUCAUCUGUAAGCAAACUAAGAUUUCCAUCACUCUGUACUAGCACUGGAAGGCUAAUGAUACAAAUUGUGGGUCUCUUCCCAGACACCCACCACUCGGGUGUGUAGAUAGUGCAGGCAGGGUAUAUUUCUGUAGAGCAAGGUCAUUCCACAAGGUCAUUCAGUAGGUCAUUCCACUUUUAGUAACAGCACAUAGUAUGUAUAUCAUAAUAUUAAUGUACUUAUUGUCCAUUUCAAAGUUCUGCAUGAAAAUAUGUUUUCGCAGGUUCAUAAUUAUAAUAGAAUGUCCCAUCUAUGUGAUGUAGUGUCUGUGGGUGUACUGACAAAAUGAUGUAUAUUUUUACAUGUAUGACUAUGGUUGCAUCAUAAAAUAAAGUAUGCAUUGCAUUGAU
Messenger RNA from Anguilla anguilla (European eel), 5266 nucleotides. It is a transcript of the gene panx1a, whose product is annotated as pannexin 1a. The record is from RefSeq and is a predicted model, not a curated record. Gene Ontology annotation, molecular function: channel activity. The transcript is spliced from 5 exons. Lineage: Eukaryota; Metazoa; Chordata; Actinopteri; Anguilliformes; Anguillidae. Bases 289 to 1560 code for a protein of 423 amino acids. Gene Ontology annotation, biological process: positive regulation of interleukin-1 production; monoatomic cation transport.